Messenger RNA from Polyodon spathula (Mississippi paddlefish), 2629 nucleotides. Its product is annotated as beta-catenin-interacting protein 1. Lineage: Eukaryota; Metazoa; Chordata; Actinopteri; Acipenseriformes; Polyodontidae. Gene Ontology annotation, cellular component: cytosol; beta-catenin destruction complex; nucleus. Gene Ontology annotation, molecular function: beta-catenin binding. Bases 497 to 793 code for a protein of 98 amino acids. The record is from RefSeq and is a predicted model, not a curated record. The transcript has 3 exons. Gene Ontology annotation, biological process: negative regulation of Wnt signaling pathway.
UAGUAUUCUAUCAUCUGACCUGUUACAUUUCAUGUUACACUAUUAAAACAUUCAGCAUCUUAAAGCCCUAGCUUGUACACGUUUCUUAUGUGACAGUGUCUGUUGAUUUUUGCAAACUGAUUGUGCAGUACAGUAGAUGGAAAUAACACUCCCACUGCAUAUCAGUUUGAGCAGUGGCAGGUUUUAUUAAGCGCUUAAUUGGACACAGUUUAUACCAUGGCAGAUCAAGCUAGCAUAAGACUUUGCUCAAACUACUGUCCAAUGCAAGUCUCAUUCUAUUCCUGAGGGUAAAUGCUGUUCUUUACAGAUUACAUCAUAUAUGGAGAAACAAAUUGGCUUUCAGAAAAUGCCUCUGUGCACAGUACAUGUCAUGACUGGCUUGUGUUUUGAGUCUGUGCAGGUUAUAUAAAGCUCCUUCAGUAGAAGCCAGCAGGAAGAGCUGUGGAGUUGUCACUGUUCCUGUCCUUGCUGUUUCAGGGUCACAGGCGCUGGGGCGAUGAACAGUGACUCUGCCCCCGGGAAGACUCCCGAGGAGAUGUACAUCGAGCAGAAGGUGCGAGUCCUGCUCAUGCUGAAGAAGAUGGGAUCCAACUUGACCCCAAGUGAAGAAGCCUUUCUGCGAAGCUACUCUGGAGUAGUGAACAGCCAGCUGAGUCAGCUUCCCCAGCACCCCAUCGACCAGGAGCAGGAAUCUUGUCCCCUUCAAUGCACCGUGGGUAUGCUGCACAAACAUGACCGUAUGUAUCGAGCAGUGCUGUCGCAUUGGGUUGCAGAACAAUAUGUGAGGCUCUAACUGGAGAUUACAAGAACAAAGACAUUCUUAACAGAACACAGUGCAGCACUGAUAAUAAUGAAGCCUGAAUGCUGAAUGCUGUAAAAGUUAUUGGAAUGCAGACCUUGGACUGGACCUAGCUGAAAGGAUGUUUGGGGCAGCCAGCACCAGUGACCGUUCUAUGAUAAGUCAAACACAGCUUGGAAAUCCAGAUUCUGUUUCAUGCUUUGUGUUUCUCGUUAGAAAACAUUAGCUAUCAGAUAUGACAUGGUUUGCAUAAGCAGCACGCUUGUUGAAAAGCCUAUAAAGUUUUAUAGUUUUAUGAGAGAUUUUUAAUUGACUGAUUAGCAUUCAUGCACAUGUUAAAUGAAUUGCAAUACAUUUUUAAUCUCAGCGGUAUGAUGUUGGUGUGAUCAGCAUAUUCUACUAGGUUUAGUAGUUUUGUUUUGUGUUUUGUUUUUUUUUAAACUGCUAAUUUGUGUACACCUGAAUAUUUUAAUUUUAGUUUACGGCCUUGAUGCAGAAAUAAUAAUGAGAGGAAAAUGUGUUCCAGUCAGCUUUUAGAAAAGUUUACGUGAAAGUUUAAUUGCCAUUGAUCAGUACUCAUUGUAAAAGUGAGGGAAGGACAGCCUUUUCUGUUUCGAAAUCAACAGAUUUAAUAUAAUUUAAUACUUCUUAAAGGAAGUACGAGUAUCGGCACACCCAUACUGGGAGCGUUUGUAAUCAGUCAUCAUAAGACUCUCUCCGUCACUUUUUAUUUAGCAUUAAAACCCCAAAACGCUAACUUCAGCAGUAAAAGAGAAAUAAAACAUUUCAUUGAUUUUAAACCUCUUUGAGUUUUCUUGAAAAAUGUAAUGCAUUGUGGGCCAAAAAUGUUCUGCACAUUAGAAUGCCAUGCUAAUAUGUUAGUUUAACUGUGCAUAUAAAGCCGCCUUUUAAAAAGAAUAAAUGAACAUCUUGGAUUGUGAUCGUUAGCUUUGGGAAGUGGACAGAAAUUGAACAAAGGUCAUUAUAAAGAGCGUGUAUUACAUAAUCUGAUAUCCCAAUAUAUUCAUGCAAUACAGGCUGACUUCAUUAUAACGAACCCUUCUUAUAACGAUCACCCGUUUUUAACGAUCCCAACAGCUAGAACUGAUUUUUGUUCAAUGCAAAUUAGCCCAAUUAGAACAAUCACAUACAGGAUCAACCCGGAUACAACGAUCUCAGUGCUGACUGACACUGAACUUUCUCUAGUGUCAAGUGUGUUAAUCUCUCAGUGAAAACAAAGACCACGGCUGACUAAUUGAAAGGUAACGCUAAUUCAAAGGUGACCUAUUGUAGUACGAAUCAUGCAUGACGAAUGCAAUUGUUGCCUGUCCGUCACCUUCACAUGAACUGCAACCAGGCAACAGGCGUGAGGAGCAAUCUGUGCUGGAUAGUUUUUUCAAGAGAAAAGAAAAGGGGAAAUCUUCAUAAUACUAUAUAUUAUUGAUCAAUUCAAAUUUUCCGUUGUCAUUAUCCUGAUAGAGAAAAAUGACAACCCCUAUUAUAGUGAACACCCUGAUAGAACGAACAUUUCUCCAGGUCCCAUGGGGGUUCGUUAUAGUGAAGUUAGCCUGUAUGUGCAACUGGGGAGUAAUUGGGUUAAAGAGAACUUGGUCCGAUGCUACCCUCCAGUUUGAACCCCAGUGCAGCUGAUCUUGAUCAGACAGUAUAACUAUCUUACUGAGCAAGAAAGGCAGCGGUUGAAGGGUUUCCAUGGCGACGCUAAUCACCAUAGCCCAGUCAAGUCUCCUGUGGUUCGGAGGAGCAGCAGGAUGGCUAAGACAGACACGCAGCAUCUCAUUAACAAGACAGGAGCGAAGCUGGCAUGGUAAU